UGUUUUCCCACUUUCUCGCCCGUUUCAACUUUCAGGUUUCAAGCUUCCUGCGAAAAUUUGAUCCGUUAGCGAAGGAGACGAAUCGCCAUGGCUCCUCAUUUGCGAAUCGAUGCAUUAUCAGACGCCGCCAUGGAAGCUGUAAUGUCUCAGUCCGGGAAGCAGCCCAUCGCCAUCGUUGGUUUCCGAGAGGAAUGCCUUGGAUUCGGUUCCAUGGAAUGGAACGUAUGAAGACUUGUACAUCAAUGUUGCUUGUCCAGGAAAGAAUUCAUCACAGCAAAAGAUGCUACAGUUAAAGACAUGGUGGAGGGAGAGGCAAUGGCACACGCGGGCAACCUUUUCAAGGUGCCUGCAAUCUUUAUAACAGCUGUAACAGAUAUAGUGGACAGUGAUAAAUCAACCAUGAAGGAAUACUUGCUGCGGUUACCGCUAAACUCAAGUAGUCAGUCACCCAAAAUGCCUCUUAGACCUCUGACAGGGCACGAGCAUUAUCCAGGAAACGAUAGACCCCUGGGCUCUUAUUUCCAGCACAACUCUAUAUCAAGCAAUAGAAUCGAAUAUAUCUUCCCUGGUCCUCCUAAGUCACGGUAUCAGCCAUGA
This is a messenger RNA of Tarenaya hassleriana, 597 nucleotides long. RefSeq lists its product as uncharacterized. Gene Ontology annotation, biological process: nucleoside metabolic process. The transcript has 5 exons. The coding region runs from base 298 to 597 and encodes 99 amino acids. Gene Ontology annotation, molecular function: catalytic activity. NCBI's taxonomy places the organism in Eukaryota, Viridiplantae, Streptophyta, Magnoliopsida, Brassicales, Cleomaceae. The record is from RefSeq and is a predicted model, not a curated record.